Molecule: messenger RNA, 1695 nt
Organism: Enterobius vermicularis (human pinworm)
Lineage: Eukaryota; Metazoa; Nematoda; Chromadorea; Rhabditida; Oxyuridae
Source: the annotation of a GenBank genome assembly
AUGUUAAAGACUCUGGAUGAAAAAGAUAUACAAAUUGAGAAGUUCCACUACCUUUUUCGUCUCUUCUUAGAUUGUUGGAAUGGUGUACUUGUCUUCGCUCUCGUUUACGAAUAUUAUUACUAUAAACGAUUUCUUCUUCUUGCUGCUACUGCCCUCAUUUUUAUUAUACCAACAGUUCUGUUACCACUAAUCUUGCUUAUCGGCCUUAUUGAAGAUACUGCCGUAAAUGCGUUCUCACAUCGCUCUCUAGUGAUCCAGACUGUUGGCUUAGCAAUUUUAUGCUUUCUAGAACUCUACGUGUGGCCGAAACCUCGUAAAGCAAUUGUUAUUAGAAGUCUUGAUGCAUUUUUUAAAUCAAUGCCUCAAGCUCUUCUGCAGGGAUAUAUCUUUCUGCGAUAUGAUUACAAUCCUAAAAACUUUAUAGAGGGGAUAGUUUCUGUGGCGUUUCUGCACUGUUUUAUCACGGUUCACGCUUCUGGUUAUGUUCGCAGUGGCUGUGGACUGGUGUGGAACGCAAUACGUAAAAAUGAAAGAGCAGUGGGGUACCACGUAAUAAUGGCGAUGCUUUAUGCUGCAUUUCAUAUUUUUGCACCAUUUAACAUGACGGAUGAAAAAAUGUUAUGGUCGUACUUAUUUGCUCAUAUUCUAGAAGCAGGAGAACUUAUGAUUUUUUUUAUUUUUGUUUUUCAUCGAGGCUUAUAUAACACUCUUGUGUAUUUUCCUGCAUUCUGUGUCGGGAUUGCGAGUUUCGCAAUUGGUAUAAUGUCUAUGGCUGGUUUUCAUUUAGUUAGUCUUUGGAAAUCUAGAGAAGUCAAAAAGGAGGUCACACUGAUCAACCUCUUCUUGCUUAUAAUUUCCUCAACAAUGUACAUCAUUGAUGUUGUCACCGAUCUCAGGGCUGCCUGGCUUUAUUAUAUCUCUAGCCCAGAUCUCAGUUUUGUUCUCGUCCUUGCGUUGGCUAUUCUGCCAACAAUUAUUUUAAAUUUUAAAUCGUUCUUUCGGUGGCAGAAGAGCAUUGAGCACGCUUCUCAGAGUGGAAAUUCAAGCUGUUUUUUGAAGGUUUCAAUUGGAGCCGGAGCGUUUUUACACUUUUUCCAGUUGGGGCCGCUGAGAUUCUUUCUGAGCGCGUUAUACGCCGGAUUCUGCUUUCGGAAAUGUACUGUUGAAAUACAGAAAGAUAAAUAUUAUCGUAAUUUCAUGACACUUUAUGAAGCCUAUUUUGAGUCGAUGCCUCAAACCCUUUUUAAAGGAUAUGUUUUCCUAAGAGUUUCUUGGAAUCUUAAUGAUCAGAAACUGUCAUUAUUUGGUUAUAUUGAUCUCUUAUCAAUCAUUUACUUUCUGGGAUUGUUUUCUUGGUCAGUAACCGUCCAGCGUGGAAAUGUUCGCUUCGAUCCGGAAUAUAAAGCCGAAAUGACAUUAGCUGAAAAGUGCAGAGAGUUCCCGUUCCGUUUUGUUGCUCUCUUUCUACGGUAUUUGUUUUUGGUCAUGUUCGCAGUCGCCUUCAACUGCUGGAUAUUUUUUUUGCUCGGUAUUCACUAUUGCCUGUCCAUAUUAAUCAUUAUGACAGUUCAGGUCGGUAAAAGAUUUGAGAAUAAACUGCUAAGGACUGAAGACAACAAAUUGUUACAGUGGGCUAUACUAUGUGUUACAUCGGAACGAAGUGAUCAAAAAGGCAGGAUUGAAUACGGAACUUGA